AUGCUGACCAGCUUUAUAGAAGGCCUGUUCUGCUGCCUGAGCUCGCCGUCCUCUAACGUGGUGGCCCCGGUCGACUCGCUGGAGCCCUCUGCUGACGGGUAUGAGUUUGUGGAGGUCAAACCGGGGCGAGUGCUGCGUGUGCGCCACAUCAUCCCGGAGCGCCCCCUGGUGGAGGAGCCGAACACGCAGGGCGGACUCGUCAGCUGCAAGAGGAAAAUCACAGUGUACCGCAACGGACAGCUCUUCAUCGAGAACCUCGGAGCAGGGCUGGAAAAAAGAAGCGAAAGAGCCAGCGGUGAACUGAAACGUAAAGGAGACACAGAGGCUAACAGCUCAGUGGAGGUGGAGCUGACGGACGACAGGACCACACCUCCUCUGGGCCUCGCCGACGCCCACAACAACUCCACCAAAGAGCAGCCAGACGGGGGCGCAGACGCACAGAUAAACGAGCAGAGCCUGGAGCCCAAACAUCGCCGAAGGAAACCCAAACGCACCAUCAUCAUCGACUGCCAGCGGAGGGUGACGGCGUGUAAGGGCACCCACCCGGACGUGGCCUUGUUCUUUAUUCACGGGGUGGGCGGCUCGCUGGACAUCUGGGGGUCUCAGCUGGACUUCUUUUCACGUCUGGGGUACGAGGUCAUCGCUCCGGACCUGGCGGGACACGGCGCCAGCUCCGCCCCCCAGAUCCCGGCGGCGUACACGUUCUACGCCCUGGCGGAAGACGUGAGGAUCAUCUUCAAGAGAUACGCCAAGAAGAGGAACGUGCUCAUCGGGCACUCGUAUGGAGUGUCGUUCUGUACGUUCCUGGCCCACGAGUACCCGGAUCAGAUUCACAAGAUGGUGAUGAUAAACGGGGGCGGGCCCACAGCUCUGGAGCCCAGUCUCUGCUCCAUCUUCAACCUGCCGUCCUGCGUCCUGCACUGUCUGUCCCCGCUGCUGUCCUGGAGCUUCCUCAAGGCUGGGUUUGCUCGUCAGGGGUCGAAGGAGAAGCAGCUGUUGCGUGAGAAUAACGCCUUUAACGUGUCUUCUCUGGUGCUGAGGGCCAUGAUGAGUGGACAGUACUGGCCCGAGGGGGACGAGGUGUACCACGCCGAGAUCACCACGCCCACGCUCCUGGUCCACGGCAUGCACGAUAAGUUUGUGCCCGUGGACGAGGACCAGCGCAUGGCAGAGAUCCUGCUGAUGGCGUUCCUGAAGGUCCUGGAGGACGGCAGCCACAUGGUGAUGAUGGAGUGUCCGGAGACAGUGAACACUCUGCUCUACGAGUUCCUCUUAUGGGAACCGGCGUCUCCUCAUCCCCCCAAACCCAACACCAGGGGGCGCCCCGAGACCGCCCGGGCCGCCGACUCCGCCAGACCUGUCCCGGACGGUCGACCUUCCACCGCGAGACAAGCGUCCAACGGCACUUCAUAG
Molecule: messenger RNA, 1413 nt
Organism: Periophthalmus magnuspinnatus
Lineage: Eukaryota; Metazoa; Chordata; Actinopteri; Gobiiformes; Gobiidae
Product: protein ABHD8-like
Exons: 6
Coding region: 1-1413 (470 amino acids)
Molecular function (GO): catalytic activity
Source: RefSeq, a predicted model, not a curated record